CUCGCCCAAACCCGUAUCAGAGGCCCCUGGACCUACCGCACCGACACUCAUUUGACAAACGCACAAAGAAACCAGACCAAACACUCAAUUUGACCGCAUUUCUCCACGAAAAAAAAAAUGCAACUCCCAGCCAACCUCCUCACCCUCCUCCUCUCAUCCUCCCUUUUCACCCUCAUCACCGCCACCCCCAUCGCCACUCCCUCCAAACAGUCCGCCAGCAAAACCAAUCCCAUCAACUCCUCCAUCCCCGCUUGGACCGACCCUAACACCACCAACCACAUCCACACCGAAACCGAAACCGAAACCGACCCCUCCGACCCCGCCAUCGCCUUCUUCUCCUCUCUCCCCCCUCCCAGUUCCCCACCCAACUCCUCCUCCUCCUCCUCACCCAACCCCUCCUCCCCAUCCACCACCGGCCUCACCAAACGCUCCUCAGGCAACAACAAAGACCACUGCCGCGGCGGCGGCUACUUCAACGCCACCUCCCCCGGCUCUCCCCUCGUCGACGACUGCAAGGUGAUCAUCCAAAACAUUUCCCCUCGCGGAGGCACGUGGCACUACAUGAGCGGCACGCAGCGGACGCUGGUCCGCCACGGGUCGUGUGCGCUGGGCAUCGAGAGCACGCCGGACGUGCCCAAGGGGUUGCAGACGUUGGUGGGCGAUUUGGAUAUUAGCGAGUGGAUCCAGAGGAGCAUCGACAGGUAUCAGUGGAAGGGCAAGGUGGGCAGUUAUGGGGAUACGCAGUGUGUUAGUCAGACGUUUAAGGGGGAUGAGUAUACGCUGAGGUGGGGGUUGUAUCAUUCUUGA
Neurospora crassa OR74A is the source of this 807-nucleotide messenger RNA. RefSeq lists its product as hypothetical. The transcript has a single exon. Bases 118 to 807 code for a protein of 229 amino acids. The record is from RefSeq and is a predicted model, not a curated record. NCBI's taxonomy places the organism in Eukaryota, Fungi, Ascomycota, Sordariomycetes, Sordariales, Sordariaceae.